AUAUGUUCAUAUUUUCACAGUCAGAGUAGAAAGACUGAAGGGCUUUUGUGAGUUUGUUGGCCAGGAGUACCAUAACAUUUUAGGACACUGCCUAUGUUCGCUGGCUGUCCAUGCUCCCUGCUCUAGAAAGAGUGCUGAAAAUGUAUGUGCCAUUGAAAUCUGUUUUUCUUUAUUUCUGAAGACAAAUGCCCUGUUGUCCUGCGAACAAUGUUCGAAGAUCCACUGACUGAACUUUGGCUGGACUUUGUCCAUGGAAACUUGACCGUAUUCAGUGACACGAUCAAGAUGCUUGGAGGCCAGGACCACUGUGCUGUGGAGUCAGCUGCAAUUCUGAGAAACGUUGAGGCAAAAUUGACUAAGCUGUUGGACUUCUGAGAGAGCUAGAGGAAAAUGGAGCCAUGUUUAAAGAGAUCUUUCUCAAAACAUCCCAAUCAUUCUUCACUAUGGCUGUGAACUACUUGCAAGCAUGGGGAAAGCACACAGGUAAUCUAAAAGAUUUACAUCGUCUCCUUUUAAAAAGGCAACCUCAGCGUGAAGAGAUCCAGAAGGCAGCAGGCACACUGCAGGAAAAAUGCCCCAAUGUGACCAUCAAUGAGGAUGCAUUGUGUGACAAGGUUACUGGCCUGCAAGAGUUCCUAAAGGGGGGAUCGCUUGAAGAAUGGAACACCGCUCAGUCAGAGAUGGAGCACGGUGGUUACCCACUUCAAAGAGAACGACAUCCCACACACCAACCUGGCUAGAUUAGCAUCUGUUGUCAUGUGCUUACCUGGAGGUAAUGCACCAGUCGAGAGAGUGUUCUCCCAAAUGAAUGAUCUAUGGACAGCAGCAAGAAAUAGAUUCACUGUUCCUACCAUCAAGGCCAUGCUUAUUGUGAAGACCAACUUUAACCUCCCCUGCCAGGAGUUCAUGGAGAAGCUGGCCAAACACAGCAAUCCUGAAUAAGAUACAUUCUUCUGAGAAAUAUACAGAUUAGAGUUUUUGUAAACAGAAGCUUGGCCAUGGAGAAGAUUAAAUGUUUUGGCUUCGAUAUGGAUUACACUCUAGCCGUGUACAAAUCUCCAGAGUAUGAGUCCCUGGGCUUUGAGCUGACCGUGGAGCGCCUGGUCCACAUCGGUUACCCCCAGGAGCUGCUCAGCUUCGUCUACGACCCCGCCUUCCCCACCAGAGGCCUGGUGUUUGACACCAUGUAUGGGAACCUGUUAAAGGUGGACGCCUACGGCAACAUCCUGGUCUGUGUCCACGGCUUCAAUUUCCUACGAGGACCUGAAAUACGGGAGCUAUACCCGAACAAGUUCAUCCAGCGUGACGAUACUGAACGUUUCUAUAUCCUCAACACUCUCUUCAACUUACCAGAGACCUACCUCUUUGCCUGCCUCGUGGACUUCUUCUCAAACUGUGACAGAUAUGCAAGGGGGAGAUUGCUUUCCUGUUUGGCUGGAAACCACCUCAAACAAGGGAAGACUAUCCCAUUUAAAAGCAAAACAAAACAAAACAAAAAAAUGUAGUGAAAAUGGCUACUAGCGUUUAAAAGCAAAGCUCUCUGUCUGGCCUUGGCCUGUCCACUGGCUCUGUGUGUCCCUUUCCUCCCCCCUUACCUCAGCUGUGAGACUGGCUUUAAAGAUGGCGACCUCUUCAUGUCCUUCAAGAGCAUGUUCCAGGACAUCCGCGACGCCGUCGACUGGGUCCACUUCAAGGGCACCCUGAAGGAAAAGACAGUAGAGAACCUUGAAAAGUACGUAGUGAGAGACGCUAAGCUGCCUCUCCUGCUGAGUAGAAUGAAUGAAGUAGCCAAGGUGUUCCUGGCCACCAACAGUGACUACAAAUACACACACAAGAUCAUGACAUACCUGUUUGACUUCCCCCACGGCCCAAAGCACGGGACAUCCCACCGGCCGUGGCAGUCCUACUUUGACCUGAUUCUGGUGGACGCCAGGAAGCCUCUGUUCUUUGGAGAGGGAACGGUGCUCAGACAAGUCGACACAACGACAGGGCGGCUGAAGAUCGGGACCUACACCGGACCCCUGCACCAUGGCAUCGUCUACUCUGGAGGUUCUUCUGACAUCGUGUGUGACCUGCUGGGGGCCAAGGGGAAGGACAUCGUCUACAUCGGAGACCACAUCUUCGGGGACAUCCUCAAGUCCAAGAAACGCCAGGGCUGGAGGACCUUCCUCAUCAUCCCCGAGCUGGCCCAGGAGUUGCAUGUCUGGACUGACAAGAGCUCGUUAUUUGAGGAAUUACAGGGCCUGGACAUUUUCUUGGCAGAGCUCUACAAGCAUCUGGACAGCAGUAGUAAUGAGAGACCUGACAUCAGUGCUCUCCAGAGAAGGGUCAAGAAAGUGACCCAUGACAUGGACAUGUGCUACGGCAUGAUGGGUAGUCUGUUCAGGUCUGGCUCCAGACAGACUCUGUUUGCCUCUCAGGUGAUGCGCUAUGCUGACCUGUACGCUGCCUCCUUCAUCAACCUCCUGUACUAUCCCUUCAGCUACCUCUUCAGAGCUGCUCACGUACUGAUGCCCCACGAGUCAACGGUGGAGCACGCGCACAUCGACACGGACACCGAGUCCCCCCUGGCCACGCGCAACCGCCACUGCACUGAGAGCAAGGACCUGGAGUGCUGUAGCAACAAGAACCGCAGCCAGCUGACCCGGUCCAUCAGUGAGAUCAAACCCCCCAACAUGUUCCCCCAGACCCCCCAGGAGAUCACCCACUGCCACGAUGAAGAUGACGAUGAGGAGGAGGAAGAGUAGAUGGGAGGAGGUGUGAUUGCGUGACCCUAACCAGGCUUGAUUCCUUCCUAGGAGGAGGAAGAGAGAGAGAGGAGUGAAAACCAUCUUGAUUCCUUUCUGAGGUUUCCCUGAGGAGGUUUUAGAGUAUAAAUACUUCUAGGAAGAUAUAAACUAUAAUGUACUCUAUAGUCCACAGUAAGAGUCAAUGUAGGAUACAUUGGAAUGAGGGGGGAGGGGAUAUGGACAUUGUGGUGUAUCUAUAGGAGAUUUAUAUAGAGAGAAAUGAAGUUACUUUUUAUACUAGAGAUGUAUCAGGAUAUUAAGCUUUUAUGAAUCAGAUCAGACAACGGUAUGUCGUUGUCUGUUGCUACAGCACGUUGCCCCGUGCCCCUUUUCAAGUUUUAUGUUUUCAAUGGUUGUUUUUUUCUAUGGAUUUUUAUGAUGAAAUGGGAAAAGGUUGACUUGAAGUUGGCCAAUUUUUAAAUAUUUUUUUAAAAAGUUGAAGCUAAAACAGUUUUUACGGCAUAGGAUGUUGUAGCAGAUAAAUAUACACGAAUACACACAAGCAAAUAUUACGAACACUACUUUUCUCUGUACUGACCUUACACAGUGUCUGGUCAUAGAGAAUAAUUCCCUGUGUGUGUUUACAUAGUCUACCAUAAUGCAGGCACCAUACCGUAAUUUCAAUGUGAAGCACUAAGAUGGAAUAGCCUUUGCCAAACAGUAUGUACAGUACUGUAUAUAAACUCUAUAUACUGUUUUGCUGUUCUCCUUUUGAAAUGAAAGAAAGUGUUCUAGUCUUUUGCUGUACUGGUGUUGACGCGUAUCGAGCAGCACGGCAAUCCAAAAACAUGGUCCAAAAAAUGUAUUUCUGGUUGUUAUUUUGGUCUUUUUUUUUUGCAGUAUAAUUCCUCCCGUCGUGACCCUGUAUAACACAGCUGGUGUGUGUGUGUGUGCCCGGCCUUGGCCAAUCAAAAGUCGAGUUUGUGUCGUCCUGAGCGACUGUAACCAAGGCAUCCGUAAUUGUACUAAAGAACAGUGUGGUGUAUGUUUUGGGUUACACAAAGCACAAGUCUGAUUGUGGGUAACUGAUUGUCAAUAUUAGCUCUAUGACAUGAAACGUGCUGUCUAUUUAAAGUAUGGUGCAUAAUGUAAUCUGUGAUUCUGUGUGGCUAAUUUCAACUUGACGUUUUGAGAUGCGUGAAAUGUUGUUUCUAGGCAACCGUGCGUACAGGGUAUCGAUUUAUGCUGCCUCUGUACAGAUGGGGUCUAUGGCAACUGUGGACGGUCACAUAGGCCUAAUACUAUUGAGAGGCUGUGACCCAGUAUUACUGUUCUCAUACAUGAUACUGUAAAAAGCAAGACAUUCAUCAUGCAAAAUACAAUUACAUUUUCUUUGUUCUCCUGUAGGAUGAUAUGAGAUAUUGAAACCUUCAACAUUGUUACACUAUGUGCAACUAACAUGCAGUUGUAGUUUUACCUUUUUAUUUUACUAAGCUUGGAGUUGUUCAUUAGAUGUUCUCUUGAAUAUUACAUUGUAACAGUUUUUAUUUUUCAUUGCAUAGAACUGACAUAUUCACCCCUACCUAACCAUACCCUCAUAUUCCACGUGUGAUAAUAUGGUCUGGUGGUUCCUAGUAAUUAUUUGCAGUUAACAUAGAGAGUACAGUAUGUUAUAGGAACAGACCUGGGUUCAAAUACUAUUUGAAAUGUUUCACAACUUUAGCCUGCAUGGAGUACCAGGUGGGCAGAGUUUAACAUUUGUGAAAAUGUUUCUGGUUCCAUUGCUCCAGGCAAGCUCAGUCAAGCCCCAAUAAAGUAUAUGAAAUGAUUUUGAAUCGUAUUUGAACCCAGGUCUUCUCUACAGUAGGCCUUGAUAUUGAAAAAGGAAAUCCAGGUCAGCCUGGGGUGCUGUGACGUGUGGCACUGUGCAGGCCUUGAGAACGCACGGGCACCAGACAAGGAACCAACGCCUCGGCGAGAGGGCGUUUGGGUCUGACCGCCCCCAGAGAGGUUAGGGUGGGCCUGGGAAAAGGAUAAGGGGUGCCCUCCUGACUGGUGGGAAUAGGUUGUAGACUCACCCUAGCAGGCCUAUGAAGUGUGGAAGAUGAAUAAAGGACUAGCUACAGUAUUCAGGAGUUUUAUUGGUCAUUUAGGGGUAAGAAACACUGCAUGAUGCAAAGAAGCACCUGAUUUUUAUUUAAUGAGGCAAGCCAGUUAAGAACAAAUUCUUAUUUUCAAUGACGACCUAGGAACAACAAUUGCCUUGUUCAGGGUCAGAACGACAGAUUUGUACCUUGUCAGCUCGGGGAUUCAAACUUACUAGGUUACUAGCCCAACGCUCUAACCACUAGGCUACCCUGCCGCCCCAAUAUUUCCCACAAGGGUUGCAUUUGCUGUCUCCAAACAUGUUCAAACCUUUUAAUUUCAAAAUGGAAAUUGCAAUCGUUGAUUAGGCCCACAAUUCCACUGAAACGUUGAGAUACUUAAAAAAAUGUGACUGGAAAAUGUUACCGACUUGGUUAAUGUUGAACUUUCCUGUUUAGCAACGGAAAUGCUAAACAUUUUCAGUUGUGUGUCCUAAUGAACAUGACCCAGAUAGUAUGGAGUACGGUUCUAAAAAAAAAAGAAGAGUUUUUUUAUAGGUUAUCUGCAAUAUCAUAUGUGUAUGCUAUGUAAAACAUGCGUAUCACUUUAUUUCUAAGGCAUGUAGUUGUGUAGCUAGAGGUUUCGAUUGGGCUGAUGAAGGGAAGACCAAUAGCUGGUCUGUUUGUAAACUCGGUGUUUGCCAAGGCAAGUAGUAAAAAGGGGAAUGUGGGUUCAACUGGGGGUCUUUAAAACAGAUUCUCCUCUUACUAAAAUUGUUACAGAGGAACUAUAUAGUGGUUCAAUAUUUUAUUACUCUGAAAAAAAGUAUAUUUUUAAGUAUUGAUUUAACUGGAAAUACCACAGAAACACCUGAGGCAGCUGUGUUCCACACCUGGUUGGUUAGUCUUUUUUUUUUUUUGGUCUCAUUACUGACGAAUUCAUAAUAAAGCUUGGUCGUUGGGAGGAAAAUUUGAAGUCCUUUUCUGUCAUGUAUUUCUAUGCAAAGACGCAGGACAGUGCAUUAUACGUGUAAAGUAACUUACUAAAAGGCUGGCCAGUGUAAGCAAAUAGCUUACGUCAAAGUUUGAUAACUGUAUGGCUAGAACUAGGUUAGGGCUACAACUGAUAUGUGGAAGAAAAGAACAUUGUCCGUCUGUGAGAAAAAGCUCUGGACACACAAGUUCUACAAGGUCAUCUGUGUGGUAACAAUUGUACACUUAAUAAUAAUAAUAAUAAUAAUAAGAUUAGCCUUGCAGACCGAUAUGCUGAAAAAUAGGCGAGUUGAGGAGCAUGUAUUUACCGUGCAUCAGACAUGGCACCUUACUCAACAACACCUUGGUUUUGCUGUUUAUUUGUUUUUUUCUAACCAGUGUUUUCAGAUUCUUAGUUUACAACGUUGUAUAUAAUAUAUGCAUUUACAUUUACAUGUUGUUGAAGAAAUCUUCCUUAAAUUCUUUAUAUUUUUUCUGGUUUUUGGCAUUUUUCUGGUUUCAGACACUGUUUUUUUACUAUAAAGGCUUCAGUGAGUAUGUCUGAGCGAGCUAAACAUGGCGAACAGGUUAAUGCCACCAUCCAUUUAUACAAUUUGUCCAUUUAUACAAAAUUUCAACAAUUGCAGACCGAGCGUGACAACUAUCACGCAUUCACUUAUUUUUUUGUUUCGUGCAUUUUCUUGGAUGUUCCUCAGAGCGUUUUGUUUCCAGACUUAUUAUAUAAUGUGUGCAUUGGGGAAAUGACAUUUCUAUGUACAAUAAAAGCUAAUCUUCCAUAAUAAGUCA
Molecule: messenger RNA, 6592 nt
Organism: Oncorhynchus kisutch (coho salmon)
Lineage: Eukaryota; Metazoa; Chordata; Actinopteri; Salmoniformes; Salmonidae
Product: cytosolic purine 5'-nucleotidase-like
Exons: 17
Coding region: 1635-2747 (370 amino acids)
Molecular function (GO): 5'-nucleotidase activity
Source: RefSeq, a predicted model, not a curated record